Molecule: messenger RNA, 5527 nt
Organism: Porites lobata
Lineage: Eukaryota; Metazoa; Cnidaria; Anthozoa; Scleractinia; Poritidae
Source: the annotation of a GenBank genome assembly
AUGGCGGAAAACUCGGCAAGCGUAGCUAAAAUGGCUAGGCUUUUGGCCAUUAAUCAAAUUCUUAUUGGAUUUUUACUGUUUAGUUUCGGCAUUGCCGAUCGACUUGUCCCUGGAAGCUUUACUGGCUACGCGUAUUCUGGAGUUUGGAUCGGAAUAUGGGUAAGCAAAAUCAUUUUCCUGCUUAUUAUAAAGGGAUAAUAUUACUUUUAUGUUGAAUAAGUUUAGAAAACGUCUGAUACAGACGCCUUUUGAUACACGCUUUUUUGUUUAUAGGAACAAUUUCGCUAUCAUGAUCGUCCGGAUCGUCCCGAUCGCCCCAGUCGUUUCAAAAAACUUCGACAAGAUCCGGACGACUGGGACGAUUGAUGGUCUCGAUCGCCUCAACGACAAGAGACGCGGGGUCGUCAGCGAUGUUUCUGGGUCAGACAUUAGAAUUUUUGCGCCUGUCUCGCAAACAAGCCAAACAUAAUGAUGCAUUUAAUCGGAGAGCGAACCUCGGGCCUUGCGAUAUGCUUUUUCUCUCGAUUUUGCGGCGUCGAGAAGCUACAAGAGUUCCACGAGGACAUGUAGUAUCAUAUAGUAGAUACCUGGAUUUUCGAAAACCGGGUCGAAGUUUAAACAGAUUUGAAAGCUUAAAAAUAUCAACUCAUUCUAAAAAAUAACGGAGAAAAUUAUCCGAGAAAAUGCCUUUGAAUGGCAAUUUAAAACAACUGGGCCCUGGAUUUUAAAACUCAAAAAUUCAAAGGUCGAUCGAUCAAAAGCGUUUAUCUGACGACUGGCAGUAAGUUAAUGGUCCCUAGAAGCAUUUCAACGACUCCAAAUUUAAAAUAACGCAAAUUUUAGAACAUUUAUUCAGUAAACUGACUUCGCGAAGUUUGCGUUGUCAUUUCAGUCUAGAAAUUUUUAAGUUGAGUGAGCUGCAGCGAAAGAGUGCCUAGUUACAUAACAACUUAAAUAGUCAGCAAAACAUUACUUUUGCGCGGUUCGAUAAACAACAGGAUUCUGCAUGGAAUAGACAACAAACUGAAUGAAACGUAGUGCACAAAUUAUCACUUUCUUAUCUGCACAAAUCGGCCUAUGGUUCAAUGCCAUUAGAGCCCGCUGAAACUAGACCUAGAUACAAUUUUGCUGAGUCGAGAGUCGCUUUUCCAAGGUACAAUCAGCUAAGCUAAGCACCCACGAAAGAAUAUUAAUGGCUGGCACAGAAUAUUUUGGCCAAACCGCAGCUCAACCACGCGAUCACAUACCUGUCAACACCAUGCGGAAAUCGCACAAUCACACACUUUCGCGGCACUGAGCAUGAUAAGACUACCCACAACCACGCAUAAUCUUCUCACGUUUAACAUAAGCGAAAUAUCAUCGAAUAACUCGGAAAAACUCAGCCUAUUGCCAGAUAAACACCUCUGGACUUUUCUCUAACACUCGUCUUAUUCAAGUUCCCGGAUGUAGGGUCACACGGUCGGCGGAUCACCUUAGCAUGGAAUCAUGAAUCAUGAAUCAUUAAAGUUACAAAACAUAUAAGAAUCAUGAAGCUCUAUUCUUUUAAAAACUUGGGAAUCAUGAAUCAUUGUACUUCGGUUCGGGAAUCAAGAAUAAUUGUAACGAUACUCUUCCAGCUCCGAUUCAGGGAUAGCCUUCGAUCGUCCCGUUCGUCUCAGUUAUCUGAGAGCGUUUCCAUAUGCAUGAUCGCUUCAAAAUUUACACGAUCGUCCCGAUCGACCGGAUAGAUCGAGGUCGUCUUAGUCGUCCAGCCGGGUCGUUUGUGAUCGGUGUCCGGGUAGUGUUUCCAUAUGAUCGUUCGACCGUCUGGAUUUGAGACGAAGGUCGUCUUUUUUAGGAACAACAUUUUGUCAACGAGGGUAAAAUUUGCCAAGAAUAGGAACCAUGGUUUUCGUUUUUGUGCCCAAAUCGGUGAACCGGGUGACUCUUGCUUUCCAUAUGAUCGUUACAAACCGAUCGUCUGAACAUUUUUUAAGAUAAAAAAGUUAUGUUUUUAAAUAAAAACAAUUGCCUUUUUAGGAACAACAUUUAUAAGAAAACCCUUCAAAACUGAGACGCGGGCAAACAACAAAAAUACAACAAGGCCCAAGAAUAUUUAAAAAACAACUUUAUCUCUUUUAAGAAAAAAACCGAUCGAUCCCAUACAAGCCUUUGAAGUUUGUAAAAUUUUUUUCACGUCCGCGUUUUUUUAUUGACAAAGCAAAAUUCAUGAAUUCAUGGCUCAUCGGCUACAAAUGCAUUGCACGUUUUUGUUGGGAAACACACCGAGCGAACAGAUAAAAACAAAAAAAAAAACGGAAAAAACUUUCUGCAUUUGUCUCUACCAUUUACCUGAUGAACAACUGAUAUUUAUAUCACUGCAGAUAAAAAAAAGUUCCAAAUCAUACCAUUGGACAAAUAACAGCUUUAGCAAAACAAAAUUAAUACGAUUCGAAAUUAUCUUUCUAGACUUUUCGAAAGGAAGUCGAAACAAACAAUCCCUCUCGUAGAACAAUUUAAUAACAGUGAGGCUAGAUUUCUACUAAAAGUUAAGAACAAUGAGGUUGGCAAAAAUUUACUUGUUGUUGUUCAAACAGAUUCCUUGGUUUUGUUCUGUUUGCCCUUGGAGGUUAUUUGCUGCGUUCACUGAGUUAAAAACUCAAUCUGAACAGUCGUAGAUCCAAACCUCACAGUUUUAAACCUCACCCACUGCCCCCCCAUGCCCCCCCCAUGAUGUUUUUUGAGUUUUUUUCGUAGAUGGUAAUACAUCAACACCUGACGUUUUCAUGCCAGUAGCUGUUCAUUUAUCCCUCGCAUACAUUUCGAGACAAGAUUAGCGAUGGUGAUCAGUUACUAUGGUUACGAGAUAUGACGUCACAAGUAGCAGGUGGUCAAGCCAUUUUCGCGUGAAAAUGCAUGUUUUCUCUACUUCUUUCAACAAUGAAAGUAAAGAUUGUGUCAAGUUAUUUAUAAAUUAAGUUUUACCAUGUAUAAACCAUUCGUUGUUAUUUGGUCUGCCACAGAUGUGCAUUACAGGAGCUCUCGGAAUCCCUGGAAGUGGUAGAGAAAGGACUAAUACCCGCAAUUCUUUUGUAAGUAAGACGUUACUUUGCUUUAUUAUUGCCUAACGGACUUAAUAUGAUGUUGACCAUUCCUUUUAACUUAAAGCUUCCUGGUGGAAUUUUAUAUUAUUCUUUUUUAUUUAUAAAUAUAUAUUUUUUUCCAGCCCGGCGUUUUCAUGGGUUUCUCUAUCACAUCCGCCGUGUUUGGUGGAAUAAUCAUCCUUUUUUACAGCAUUGGCAUCUCCCAGAUCACCUCGAGCGACCCGAAGUUUUACUUUGAUGACGUCGAGUCCUACAAUGAGUACUACCAAGGAAAGGUGGCUAUUCUCGCCAUCAUGCUUAUGAUGGGUAUCGCUACGUUUGGAAUUGGAAUCUGGGCAGCGAUAUGCACCUGUUUGUUGAAACCCUGCUGCGAACAACAACCGCAGGUAGAGUAGCCAAAACUCAAAGCUUAUCUCGCCCUUCUAAAGUGCACUUUCACUUGGUCUGGGACUUUAAAGUACUUUAAAAUACAUUGUCACUCAAAACAGUUCCCAAUAGGUUUCUUGGGACCCGGGAGUUCCUUUAUUUGAAGCUCGAGACUCGAGAUUUGAAUGCAAAAUCGGAGCGAGAUUCGGGAUUGAUAGUAUUUUUGGGUGAUGAAAUGCCAAAAAUAACCCUCGGGAUUACGGGAGUACACGAAAUUUCGGGUCGGGAUUACGGGAUUGAAGAACCCAAUUGCGGACCUUGACUCAAACCGCUGGGAGUCAGCUUUGACAAAACGUCUUUGAACUGAUAUUGUCGUGAGAUAAUUGUGGAAUGUAAAUGUUCAAAAUCAUUUUUACAGUGCUCAAUAAAACGAAUAGACAUGCCAAGAGGAAGGAAGAGUGAAGCAAAAUAGUUUUAGUACUAUAAAGGAGAAGUCCCCACACAUAUGGAUAAAAACAACAUCAUAACUGAAAUUAAGCUCUAAAAUGAGACACAGAAAUUUAUAGCACCUCUUUUCUGGAGGUUUCAGUGUAGUCCACUAUUACCCCCUGGAAAAUGUAUGAAGCAUCUAUCACUUUAAAUUUGUGGUAAACUUACAGUAAUUUACAUACUUCAAAUACUAACAGCGGAGAGAUAUGUUGUCCCCCAGUUCCCUUCAGGUGUACCUGUAGCUAUUCCGAUGCAACCAGGUAUCCCUGGAGCUGCACCACAGGGUUCCCAACAACCGGUGGUCCUGGUGCCUGUUUCUGGUACAUCACCAGGUCAGCAUGUGAUGGCCCAAGCUACCUCGCCUGAAGGGAUGGCAACGAGUACCCCACAACAGCAGUUUCAAUCUCGUCUUGUGAACAUUAAUCCAUCUAAAGCAAUGUCGACAAGUACAGAUUCUUCUCCCCAGGAGACUGAGAUUCCUCGUUCGUCCAGGCAUGGUGGUUAUGCACUACUGCAAAACGAGGAGGUAGGUGUGGCUUUCUGAGUAGCAAGGAGAGGAUCGAAAGCUUUCCGAUCAUACUUCGAAGGUAGAAUGUGCGAGGGAAAAUUCACGCGCCAUAUUGAUCUUAUCAAGCGCGUUUUGACUCAAGUGAAACUUAAGGGAAGCACGGCGUUGGAACAGAAGCGUUUUGAUAUGUGAUCGUUGUCGCUUACACUCUAUAACCUUCAUUUUUCAUCAUCAUCAUCAUCAUCAUCAUCAUCAUCCGUCAUCAUCAUCAUCAUCAUUGUCAUGAGAGAAUAAUUAGGGCGAUUGUAUUGCGCAUGUGAGCUCGACGUUUCACGGACUUCUUGGUUGUCAAGUCGUAGCUUUAUGAGUGUCAGAGUUGAGUAUUUCCACAUAGGAAGUUCUUCGUGUGGAAUUAAAUUGUCAUAGUUCCUGUUGUCCGUGUAUAUCGCCGUUGUGGUCAUCAUCAUCAUUAUCUCUUUUUCCAUCAAAGCUAGACGCAAAUAAAAGAAACGGUAUUCACUUGUUUAGAAUACUAAUAGCAAAACAAAACACCAAUGAUACAUCCAUUAUUGCGCAUCUAAUCCUUGUUCUUUCCUUUCCUUUUUAGAAUCAAGUGGAUGUGUAGACUUGAAAGGCGUAUUUUCAAUUAGAAGUAUUAAAUAGCUCUAAGUUUCUCUAUGUAGCGUCUUAAUAAAACUAAAUGAAAAUGGUCAGACACUCACGAUUCAUCAUUUGUAGUUUUUCGACGUUAAAAAAGAUGAUAAACUCGACAAAUUUUUGUGAUAGAGAAGAUGUUGUUAAUUAAUUGCUUCUUUAACAAAAAUAAUGACCCAUUUCCUUAAAGGAACACUGUGACAGGCUUGCCAGUUUAUGUAUGUUAAAAUUAUGAAUCAGUUGUUUUACUUGUCUUGUACGAGUGAGGGCCAGCGUGUCUGAAUUGAUUACUUGAUGUAACAAUCUUUCCAUUUUUACCAAAGUGAAUGAGCUUCGUGUCGUUGAAAUGGACAAACUAGAUUGCUUCUAGGAUUGCUCGUUUAACAUAUAUAUGUAUAUAUUAUAGAAUUUUCCUUUUUCUUUUGUG